AUGGCCGAGAUUGCUCCGCUGAAUCCAGCAACCGCAUCUGCCACUAUCGCCUUCCUACGACGCAUCUUUAGCCAGCAUGGCUUACCAGAAGUCCUGGUUUCAGAUAAUGGUUCUCAGUUUAUCUCGUCGACGUUUGAAGAUUUCUGCCGCCAGCACAACAUCCAGCAUCUUCGCUCCCCGCCCUACCAUCCUCAGUCUAACGGUCAGGCGGAGCGUUUUGUCGACACGUUUAAGAGAGCCCUCUUGAAAGCUCGUGGGGAGGGGACCACGGACGAGAUAGUCCAGGCGUUCCUGUUUUCCUACAGGACGACACCGAACCCGGCGUCCCCUGGUGGCGUUUCUCCUGCUGAAGCGUUGAUGGGCCGAAAACUGCGUACAACGUUUCAUGCCCUCGUCCCUACCGGUGCGCAGCCCGAGCAGACUUCUCCAGUUUCUCGCAGCAUGCUCUCCAUCGGAACACCUGUCUUCGUUCGUGAUUAUCGAGCGGGGUUCCCAGACUGGAUUGAAGCAACCGUAGUAUCGCACAGAGGCAGUAUGUUGUUUGACGUCGACGUUGGUGAUGACAUCUGGGUUCGCCACCACAACCAGAUCCGACGGCGACAUUGCAGUAACACAACUGGGCUCGAUUCGGCGCCGUCACACUCUCUCGACAUCCUACUGGAUACCUUCGCCAUUCCGGCAGAUCAGUCGGCUCCCGAAUCCACUUCUGCGCCCCCUUUGGAUAUACCAUCUUCGGUAUCAGUUACCGCUCCCGUAUCUCCAGGCAUUAAACCACGACUAAGACGCCGGACCAACCACGUGCGCCGAUCAACACGUCUGAUGCAGGUCAACCCACGCCAGAACCGGUACUGA
This is a messenger RNA of Spirometra erinaceieuropaei, 852 nucleotides long. Lineage: Eukaryota; Metazoa; Platyhelminthes; Cestoda; Diphyllobothriidea; Diphyllobothriidae. The record is from the annotation of a GenBank genome assembly.